CGACGUCACUUCACUGCUUCUUUAGUUAGCCUGUCUUCUCCGUGUGCAGCUAAGCUAGGUCCUUUGCAUUUUGUUUAUGUCCACAGUUGCGUGAAUUAACUAUUUUUUUUUAACAAUGGCUGGCAGCGCAGGAGAGUGGUGUCUGAUGGAGAGUGACCCCGGAGUGUUCACAGAAUUGAUAAAAGGAUUUGGCUGCAAAGGAGCCCAGGUUGAGGAGAUCUGGAGUAUGGAGCCAGAGAACUUUGACAACUUAAAACCAGUUCACGGCUUGAUUUUCCUGUUCAAGUGGCAGCCUGGUGAAGAGCCCGCUGGGUCUGUUGUCCAGGAUUCAAGACUUGACCAAAUCUUCUUUGCUAAACAGGUCAUAAACAACGCUUGUGCCACACAAGCAAUUGUCAGCGUCCUGCUUAACUGUGCCCAUUCCGACAUGUUGCUUGGAGACACGCUGACUGAGUUCAGAGAGUUUUCGCAGAGUUUCGACGCCGCUAUGAAAGGUUUGGCUCUCAGCAACUCUGAAGUGAUCAGACAAGUUCACAACGGCUUUGCCAGACAGCAGAUGUUUGAAUUUGAUGCAAAGUCAUCAGCAAAGGACGAGGACGCCUUCCACUUUGUGAGCUAUGUUCCUGUUAACGGCAGACUAUACGAGCUGGACGGACUUCGAGAGGGGCCAAUUGACCUGGGUGUUUGCAAUCAAGAUGAUUGGAUCAGCGCAGUUCGGCCAGUGAUUGAGAAAAGAAUACAAAAGUACAGUGAAGGAGAGAUCCGAUUCAACUUAAUGGCCAUCGUGUCAGACAGAAAGAUGAUAUACGAGAGGAAAAUCGCAGAGCUCCAGACUCAGCUCACUGAGGAUGAGCCAAUGGACACAGACCAGAGCAGCACGUUUCUUAGUUCCAUCCAGUCAGAGAUCGCAAAGUACCAGCUACUUAUUGAAGAGGAAAAUCAGAAACUUAAACGAUAUAAAAUUGAAAACAUUCGACGAAAGCACAACUACCUUCCUUUCAUCAUGGAGCUACUGAAGACGCUGGCAGAGUACCAGCAGUUAAUACCCUUGGUGGAGAAGGCAAAGGAGAAACAGACCACCAAAAAAGCCCAGGAGGCCAAGUGAACAACAAAAAAGCCCUUCAACAGAGAAGCCUCUAAAUACACAAUCACAGACACACAGUCACUCUUUCAUCAGUGAGCCACACACAGAUACUGUACAUCAUUUGUCAUAUGCAUAAUGACUGCGGAUAGUCUGCAGCACUCCUUUACUGUGGCAUCCUGUGAACCUCACAGACAUGAAGAACUGUACUGCAGGUAUAGCAGAGAGACUGUCACUCUCUUCAUGUGUGUCCAUCAAGCUCUAUUGCAUGAUAGAAGGAAAGAUGUGCGCAAAUGUUCUGUCUUAUUUUCAUAAUAAAAUAUUUAGAUGUUAA
This is a messenger RNA of Solea solea (common sole), 1415 nucleotides long. It is a transcript of the gene uchl5, whose product is annotated as ubiquitin carboxyl-terminal hydrolase L5. The record is from RefSeq and is a predicted model, not a curated record. Gene Ontology annotation, molecular function: proteasome binding; cysteine-type deubiquitinase activity. The transcript has 11 exons. The coding region runs from base 116 to 1105 and encodes 329 amino acids. Gene Ontology annotation, cellular component: cytoplasm; Ino80 complex. Lineage: Eukaryota; Metazoa; Chordata; Actinopteri; Pleuronectiformes; Soleidae. Gene Ontology annotation, biological process: protein deubiquitination; ubiquitin-dependent protein catabolic process.